Clonostachys rhizophaga is the source of this 1665-nucleotide messenger RNA. NCBI's taxonomy places the organism in Eukaryota, Fungi, Ascomycota, Sordariomycetes, Hypocreales, Bionectriaceae. The record is from the annotation of a GenBank genome assembly.
AUGGAGGUCGACUGCCCGAUCUGCAACAAACCAGUCAAGCAGCAGGACAUCAACAGCCAUCUGGACUCCGACUGCACGAAAUUCGUCGUCGAGAAGGGGUCGCCCCCCCCGGAGCACUCGCAGAACAGCUCCUCGCAGCCAGCGCAGAAACGGAAACCGUCGUCGUUUUUCUCGACGCCCGCGCCGAAGCGACAGAAUGCAGACGGCAAGGCCUUGACCCCAUUGGUGAACGGGACGAUACAGGCCUUCACCUCCAAGAAGAGGACCUACGAUGAGGGCCCCGGGUCUACUUCUCCCACUCCAGGGCCGGCACCUGGGGCUAAGAGCCAGGCUCCGGCCGAGGUUGGGGACGAAAAUGCCCCUCGAGUGAAGGAGGAGGAGAGAACGGCGAAGAAAUCGAGGACACACAAGGCUGCCCCGCUGGCGGAGAGGAUGAGGCCACAGUCAUUAGACGAGGUGUGCGGACAGGAGCUCGUGGGACCGAACGGCGUAUUGCGAUCGCUCAUCGAGUCGAAUAACGUACCGUCGAUGAUUCUCUGGGGCGGUUCGGGAACUGGGAAGACGACUAUUGCACGCUGUAUUGCCCAGGUGGUCGGAAGCCGCUUCGUCGAGUUGAAUGCUACGAGCACAGGCGUAUCCGAGUGCAAGAAGAUAUUCUCCGAGGCUGCCAACGACUCGGUACUCACGGGUCGCAGAACGAUUGUCUUCUGCGACGAGAUUCACCGGUUCAACAAGACCCAACAAGAUGUAUUUCUAAAGCCUGUUGAAGCUGGAACGGUCACUCUUAUCGGUGCCACAACCGAGAACCCUUCGUUCAAAGUCACACACGCACUUCUAUCGCGCUGUAGGACGUUUACUCUCAAGCCGUUAGAUACGGAAGAUAUUGUACGGAUAUUGCAACGGGCGAUCAAGAUGGAAGAGGACUCGUAUCCCCCUACUCCUCUGAUAGACGAAGAGAUGGUCAGGUACUUGGCCAGAUUCAGCGACGGUGACGCCCGCACAGCACUGAACCUCCUCGAGCUCGCCCUCUCGUUGACGAAAUCACGGCACGACAUCACCAAGGAGGACAUCAAAGCCUCCCUGACCAAGACCCUCGUCUACGACCGCGGCGGCGACCAGCACUACGACAACAUCUCCGCCUUCCACAAGUCCGUACGGGGCUCCGACGCCGACGCCGCGCUCUACUACCUCGCCCGCAUGCUCCAGUCCGGCGAGGACCCCCUCUUCAUUGCCCGGCGCAUGGUCGUCAUCGCCUCCGAGGACGUCGGCCUCGCGGACAACACCCUCCUGCCCCUCGCCACGGCGGCGUACACGGCCACCCAGCAGAUCGGCAUGCCCGAGGCCCGCAUCCCCCUCGCCCACUGCGCCAUCGCCCUCUGCGCCGCCCCCAAGAGCACCAGGGCCUACCGCGCCCUCAACAACGCCUUCUCCGCCCUCCGCGAGCCGGGAGUCGCCAGCCUGCCCGUGCCCCUCCACCUGCGCAACGCGCCCACGCGGCUGAUGCGCGAGAUGGGCUGCGGCGCCGAGUACAAGUACCCGCCCAACUAUCUGGACGGGAAGGUCAGCCAGACGUACCUCCCCGACGAGCUCCUGGGCAGGAAGUUCACCGAGGAGCGGGAUCUGGGGUUGGAGGUUGACCCGGACCUGAAGAUGGAGGAUGCGUGA